AUGAUGUUUCCUUUGCUUUUUACAUCAGCUGUACUACAACUUCCAUUUCUUGUCAGUUCCCUCAGUGAAGAGGAAUGCUUACUCAAAAAGAAGGAGACUGCAUAUAUGAGUGGAGAUGUGUCCAUUAUUGGGUUUUUCCCCCUCUCCUAUGUAACAGCACAACGUCGUCCUCCCGAAGUAGAGAGGUCUACUGAGGAGGUGAGAUACUUCCUGUGCCCUCUCUACAGCUAUAACUUCAACAACUACCAGUUUAUUCUAGCUUUGGCUUUUGCUGUUGAAGAGAUCAACAAAAAUCCUCAUCUUUUGCCUAACAUCACUAUGGGAUUUUCUGCCCAUUCACAUGGAAUAAGAUACUAUAUGCUGUAUAGAGGUCUUGUCUUAAGCCUCUCUGGGAAAGAUUUUAUCCUGAAUUAUGACUGCAAGAGAGAAAGUCAGACUGUAGUAACACUGACUAGACCAGCAGGCCAAAUCUCUUCCCAGUAUGCAACAGUGUUGGACCUCUACAGAUUCCCACAGCUGAAUUUUGGGCGUUUUGAUCCUGUCCUGAGUGACCAUCGCCUGUUCCCUUCUGUCUAUCAGAUAGCCCCCAAGGACACAUCUCUAGCUUUUGCCAUGGUUUCCUUGAUGGUUCAUUUCAGCUGGAAGUGGGUGGGUCUGUUGAUCUCAGAAGAUGAGAAUGGUUUGUGGAUGCUGCCCCAGUUGAGACAAGAGAUGAACAACUACAAAAUCUGUACAGCUUUUGAACACAUACUACCACUUUCUUUCUUUCGUGAAAGAACUGAUUAUGUAUCUUUUCAUCAGAAAAUUAGAAAUUCAUUCACUAAUGUGGUUGUCAUUUACGGUGACAAUGAAUUCAUGUUCAAUUUGUUAAACACUUAUUUCACAAGAUCUUUAAGUCUAGGAUUCGUCUGGGUCAUAAACUCCCUUAGUACAUUUCUGUCUGUGAUGAAAUAUUUUUUGUUACAUUCACUCCAUGCACCUCUCAUUUUUUCACAUCACCAUGGAGAGAUUUCUGGUUUCAACAAUUUUAUCAAAACUGCUAAUCCAUCCAAAUACCCAAAAGACUAUUUCCUUGCUUUGUUGUGGAUUCGCUCUUUUAAUUGCACAUUUUCUGAGUCUAGCUGUGUCACUUGGAAGAACUGUCCAGCCAAUGCGUCCUUGGAAUGGUUGCCUAGGUACCUUUUUGACAUGGGCAUGAUGGAAGAGAGUUACUAUAUAUAUAAUGCUGUGUAUGCUGUGGCUCAUGCCCUUCAUGAGAUGCUUAUUGGUCAAGCAGAAGCACAGCCAGUGGGAAAUGGAAGAAAACUUCAGUUUUCCCCUUCUCAGCUCCACCCCUUUCUGAAGAACAUCCAUUUCAACAAUCCUGCUGGUGACCAAGUGAUUUUGGAUGAGACAAAGAAAAUGGUGGCAGAGUAUGACAUUGUGAACCUUUGCAAUUUUCCAGAAGGUCUUAGGCAAGUGAUGAAAGUGGGAAAUUUUUCUCCAUAUGCACCACAUGGGCAUCAAUUAUCUCUAUCCAAUGAUAACAUAGAAUGGCCCAUCUCAUUUACGGAGAGUCCGCAGUCUGUCUGCAGUGAGAGUUGUGGUCCUGGAUUCAGAAAAUCCCCUCAGGAGGGAAAGUCUGUCUGUUGCUUUGAUUGUAUCCCUUGCCCUGAGAAUGAGAUUUCUAAUGGUACAGAUUUGGAACAGUGUGUGAGGUGCCCAGAUCAUCAGUAUGCCAACACAGAGAAAAACCUCUGCCUGCUGAAAUCUGAGAGCUUCCUGGACUCUAGGGACCCUCUGGGGAUGACUCUAGUCUGCUUAGCUCUCUGCCUCUCUGCUCUUACCACUGCUGUUAUUGGGAUUUUUACAAAGCACAACAACACUCCCAUUGUCAAGGCCAACAACAGGGCUCUCAGCUACAUCUUGCUCAUCUCCCUCAACUGCUGCUUUCUUUGCUCCUUGCUCUUCAUUGGACAUCCCAACACAGCCACGUGUGUCCUCCAGCAGACCACAUUUGGAGUUGUGUUCACUGUGGCUGUUUCCACUGUCUUGGCCAAAACCGUUACUGUGGUUCUGGCCUUCUCUGUCACUUCUUCAGGGAGAAGGAUGCGGUGGUUGCUGGUGUCAGGAAUGCCUAACUUCAUCAUUCCCAUCUGCACGCUGAUCCAGCUCAUUCUGUCUGGAAUCUGGUUGGGCACUUCUCCUCCAUUUGUUGAUACCGAUGCACACUCAGAACAUGGCCACAUUAUCAUCCUGUGCAACAAAGGCUCAGCCACUGCCUUCUAUUGUGUCCUGGGAUACCUGGGCUCCCUGGCCCUGGCAAGCUUCACUGUGGCUUUCUUGGCCAGAAACCUGCCUGACACCUUCAAUGAGGCCAAGUUCCUGACCUUCAGUAUGUUGGUGUUCUGUAGUGUGUGGGUCACCUUCCUGCCUGUCUACCACAGCACCAAGGGGAAAACCAUGGUGGCCGUGGAGGUUUUCUCCAUCUUAGCUUCCAGUGCUGGCCUGUUAGGCUGCAUCUUUGUCCCUAAGUGCUACAUCAUGUUGUUGAGGCCAGAUAGAAAUUCUCUGCAUGGUAUACGGGGCAAAACACAUGCUGAGAGAAAUAAUGCAUUUUAA
Dipodomys ordii (Ord's kangaroo rat) is the source of this 2601-nucleotide messenger RNA. Its product is annotated as vomeronasal type-2 receptor 116-like. Lineage: Eukaryota; Metazoa; Chordata; Mammalia; Rodentia; Heteromyidae. Gene Ontology annotation, biological process: G protein-coupled receptor signaling pathway. The transcript has 6 exons. The record is from RefSeq and is a predicted model, not a curated record. Bases 1 to 2601 code for a protein of 866 amino acids. Gene Ontology annotation, molecular function: G protein-coupled receptor activity. Gene Ontology annotation, cellular component: membrane.